This is a messenger RNA of Quercus lobata, 462 nucleotides long. RefSeq lists its product as uncharacterized. The transcript has 2 exons. The record is from RefSeq and is a predicted model, not a curated record. Bases 1 to 462 code for a protein of 153 amino acids. Lineage: Eukaryota; Viridiplantae; Streptophyta; Magnoliopsida; Fagales; Fagaceae.
AUGGCAAUGAAAUUAGCUCUCUUUGUUUCCCUUAUAGUUGCUGCACUAGCAGUUCCAAUAUCUGGAGUCCAACUGGGGCCUGGAGGUGACGCCUUGAGUUAUGAUAUCCGCAUCAACGGGACUGUGUAUUGCCCAGAAAACAACAAUAUAGGUGCCAGUAGUACCAACAACACCGUAAUCCAAGAUGCAGAAAUACAAGUUACGUGUGGAGGUCAAAUGGUUUCAAAUGCCUCUACCAACGACAACGGAGGAUUUGUGUUUUACAUGGAUUCUCAACAUUAUACGGUCCCUAUAAUAUUGAAGAGUUGCAAUUCAUUGGUUUUCUCACCGUACAUCAAGUCCAAGUGCCCCAAUUCUCCUGUGGGCCACCUGGAAUCACCUUUGAAGUACAUAGGGGACACUGUUGUCGGGGAUCUUAAAAUUGCGAACAUUAGUCCAGUGGGAUUUCAUAUCGUUCCCUAA